CGGGGAUUUCUGGCACUUUCUGGGCCCCGCGAACGCUCUGCUCCUGGGUUCGCCGGCCGGAAACGUCGGCGACGGAGCCGCCCCGCCGCCGCGGCCGUUCCUUGUUCUCCGCCGAGGCCGCGCCGCCACGCUGCCAUGGCCAAGUGGGGACAGGGGGACCCGCGCUGGAUCGUGGAGGAGCGGGAGGACGGGACCAACGUGAACAACUGGCACUGGACAGAGCGGGAUGCCACCAGCUGGUCCAAGGGGAGGCUUCGUGAACUCCUGGUGGGUAUCACUGUGGAGAAUGAGGCUGGCCGCUGCGAGAUCAGUGAGCUGAAGCAGGUGGAAGGCGAGGCUUCCUGCAGCAGCCGCAAAGGAAAGCUGAUUUUCUUCUAUGAGUGGAACAUCAAGCUGGGCUGGAAAGGUAUCAUGAGAGAAUCUGGUGCGAAGCACAAGGGGUUGAUUGAAAUACCCAGCCUGUCUGAAGAGAAUGAAGUAGAUGACACUGAGGUGAACGUGAGUAAAAAGAAAGGAGAUGGGGAUAUUCUGAAGGAUCUUAUGAAAACUGCAGGCACCGCCAAGGUCAGGGAAGCCCUUGGAGAUUACCUGAAGGCACUUAAGACGGAAUUUACAAUGGGAAUGAUCUUACCAACCAAAGCUAUGGCAGUCCAGGAACUGACGAUUAAAAGGAAACUGAGUGAGAAUGCCUUGCAGAUUCAGGCCUCCUCUCCAGUGGCACUGGGUGUAAGGAUUCCCACUGUGGCUCUGCACAUGACGGAACUCUUUGACACAGCUAUUGAGCAGCUGUACAGAAUCUUCACUGUGAAAGAUUUGGUGCAAAAAUUUUCUAAAUCUUCCGCUGUAUUAGAAGCUGAAAAGGGAGGGAAAUUCCAAAUGUUUGAUGGAAACAUCACUGGUGAAUAUACAGAACUGUUAACAAAUAAAAAGAUCGUCAUGAAAUGGAGAUGUAGGAACUGGCCAGAAGAACACUAUGCAGUAGUUGCACUGAAUUUUGUGCCUACACUAGAGCAAACGGAAUUACAAUUGGACUGUGAAGGAGUUCCUAUCUGUGAAGAAGAGAACAUGAAAUUUUGUUGGCAGAAGCAGCAUUUUGAAGAAAUAAAAGGUUUACUGCAGCUGACCACCCUAAAUGGUUGACUUAGUUUGAAGAUUUUAUAAGGGCAUUACUUUUUGUAAGCAGAAAGUAUCAUGUUUACCUCCUCCUCUAGUAUUCCUUUAAAAAAAAUAAUUUAUACUAGAUGAAAUCCACAGACUAAUACAGAACUGAAAGCAC
This is a messenger RNA of Capra hircus (goat), 1276 nucleotides long. It is a transcript of the gene AHSA2, whose product is annotated as AHA1, activator of heat shock 90kDa protein ATPase homolog 2 (yeast). The transcript has 9 exons. Bases 136 to 1140 code for a protein of 334 amino acids. Gene Ontology annotation, cellular component: cytosol. NCBI's taxonomy places the organism in Eukaryota, Metazoa, Chordata, Mammalia, Artiodactyla, Bovidae. Gene Ontology annotation, molecular function: ATPase activator activity; protein-folding chaperone binding. The record is from RefSeq and is a predicted model, not a curated record. Gene Ontology annotation, biological process: protein folding; positive regulation of ATP-dependent activity.